AGGGAAGGUAAGAAACCAGAAUUUGAAGGUAACCCAACAACAAGAAGCCGUGAACACUUCUAACACUCAGCCAUCUUCACUUAUGCUGUUGAUAACAAUGGAGCAGGAAAUGGACAUUGAAGCUCAAAGGAAGGCUGAAGCCACUGCCAUCUUCGAGAAUACAAAUCAACCUGUUAUAUUAGAGUUUGUUGAUGUUGCCUAUACAAUCAAGCUUGGAAAACAAGGUAAUUUCUUUCGAAAGAAUUCGGGGUCAGAAGAGAAAGUGAUCUUAAAUGGGAUCACCGGUACGGUUCACCCUGGGGAGAUGUUAGCCAUGCUAGGUCCAUCAGGCAGUGGCAAAACGACUCUAUUGACUGCAUUAGGAGGCCGCCUGGGAGGGCUGCUCAAUGGAACCAUAACUUACAAUGGCAAGCCUUUCUCAAAUGCAACGAAGCGAAAUACCGGUUUUGUUACUCAAGAUGAUGUUCUCUACCCUCACUUGACAGUGUCCGAAACCCUUGUAUUCACUGCCCUUCUUCGGUUACCUAAUACUUUUGGUGAAGAAGAGAAGAUCAUGCAUGCUGAAGCUGUGAUCACUCAACUAGGGCUAACUAAGUGCAAACACAGCAUCAUUGGAGGUCCUCUUCUGAGAGGAGUUUCGGGAGGGGAGAGGAAAAGGGUUAGUAUAGGGCAAGAGAUGCUUAUAAACCCGAGCUUGUUGUUCUUGGAUGAGCCUACAUCGGGUCUGGAUUCGACUACAGCUCAAAGGAUUGUGUCAACAUUGUUGGAGGUUGCCAAAGGUGGAAGAACAGUUGUGCUGACGAUACACCAGCCAUCAAGUAGGCUGUUCUACAUGUUUCAUAAGGUUUUGCUACUAUCAGAAGGUAACCCUUUGUAUUAUGGACAAGGAUCGGCUGCCAUGGAUUAUUUUUCCAGCAUCGGAUAUGCCCCAUUAGUUGCCAUGAACCCUUCAGAUUUCCUCCUCGAUCUUGCAAAUGGUGUUUCAUCGAAUGAAUCACGAGAGGAGCAAACCGUGGUGAAGAAAGCAUUAAUUGCUGCCUACAAGAGCAACAUUGCUGAGAAAUUAAAGGAUGAGCUUCAAGAAGUCAGGCAUCGCCCUCCUGAUCAAUUGGAAAACAAGAAGUUUGUACGGUGGGCUACAACUUGGCGGCAACAGUUCACUGUAUUGCUACAAAGAGGAGUAAAGGAAAGGAAGCAUGAGUCAUUCUCUGGUCUCAACAUAGCUCAGGUCCUGGUGGUAGCUGUCCUUGUAGGAUUAAUGUGGUGGCAAUCUGAUAUUGUGCACUUGCAAGACCAAAUUGGACUCCUCUUCUUUUCUUCUGGAUUUUGGGGCUUCUUCCCUCUAUUUCAAGCAAUUUUCACCUUCCCUCAGGAACGUAUGAUGCUCGAAAAAGAACGGUCUUCAGGCAUGUACAGGCUUUCCUCAUACUUCAUGUCAAGAACCAUUGCUGAUCUCCCCAUGGAACUUAUACUUCCCACUGCUUUUGUUACAAUAACAUAUUGGAUGGCAGGACUUAAACCCACAGCAGGAAAUUUCCUGCAUACCUUAUUUGCCCUUCUUUUUUGUGUCCUUGUCUCUCAAAGCCUAGGGCUAGCCCUUGGUGCCUUGGUAAUGGAGCUUAAAUCAGCAACCAUACUCGGCUCAGUGGUCAUACUCACUUUCUUACUUGCUGGUGGGUUCUAUAUUCAACAUGUCCCUCCUUUCAUAUCAUGGAUCAAAUACAUUUCUAUCAGCCAUCACACAUACAAACUCGUCUUGGGGUCUCAAUACAAGCCAAAUGAAACUUACCCUUGUGAUGAUCCUGGAAAAGUUUGCUUGGUUGGAGAUUUUCCAACGAUAAAAAAUAUGAACCUCGAUGGUCAACUUCUCUCUGCUGUUGCCCUAGCCAUAAUGCUUGUGGUAUACCGGAUGAUUGCUUAUUUGGCCCUCAUGAGAAUUGGGGUGACCAAAAAAUUAAAGGAGUAGCUUAACAUAUUACAUUAUGCAUAAACCAAGCAUAUGAAUCAAAUUAGAGAUGCCAUUUCCUUCAUUUUUGUUUUUCAUUUUAUUGGCUUGUAUACUGUAUGGAUGACAAGUAAAGCUAGAGUAAAAUUUUAUACCCUUCCA
Molecule: messenger RNA, 2107 nt
Organism: Theobroma cacao (cacao)
Lineage: Eukaryota; Viridiplantae; Streptophyta; Magnoliopsida; Malvales; Malvaceae
Gene: ABCG9
Product: ABC-2 type transporter family protein
Biological process (GO): transmembrane transport
Cellular component (GO): plasma membrane
Molecular function (GO): ATP hydrolysis activity; ABC-type transporter activity; ATP binding
Source: RefSeq, a predicted model, not a curated record